UCUAAACCUGCUGCUGUACAACUACCGCAGUCAGAGCAGUGAAGGAGCGCAGUGGGCAGUGAAAGGUUACUCUGUAGUGACUGGGUGGAGCGCCAACAUGCAGAGUUUGGUGGUGCAGGCCCUGGCCAUGAGGCAGCUGGGAAGGCUGAACGCUUACAACGCACUGGCUGCUGGAUACGGACUGAAACAGACCGAGUGGUGUCCUCGGACCAUUCAUACCCGCCAGCUGUGGGGCUGCUCGGCUUUCCCUGCACUCGGCUGUCACAGGCCGGCUCUCCGCUGCAGAGACGCUGUCAAGACUUGGCCUGUUCACCAUCUAAGGUUUAAAAGCAACAAGAAGAAAGACGCUUCCAGAGCAACGCAGGAGGAUGAGGAGGAUGAAGAUGAAGAAGACCCAGAGGCCAGCGAUUAUGAGGAUGUGGACCCAAACCUACCAAAGGACUAUAAGGACAUGGAGAAAUAUGUGCAGUCUUUCCGCUAUGAUGUUAUCUUAAAAGCCGGCUUGGACAUAGCACGCAAUAAAAUUGAAGAUGCCUUCUACAAAAACAAGCUCAGAUUAAAUGGACAGAAACUCAUCAAGAAGAGUAAAACGGUCAAGGUUGGAGACACGUUGGACCUGGUGGUGUCAGAGAACCAAGAAACAAACACCGUUUCCUUGAUGAGAGUCAUCCUCCGGAGAGUCUUCAGUGAAACCAGCAACACAGAAAAAUACAAAGUAGGCGUAAGGCGCUGGAAAGUUCUUGAACUUCCCAAGGAUGAGGCCUUUAAGCCGUGAACUUGCAUAGGACAAUACUGACUGUAAUACGACCAGUGAGGGCAACACGCAGAGAAAUGCAUGCUGUCAAAUGACUGGCAUCUGAAUGGUCGCCAAGAAGCUGGAUUCAGAACGGAUGACAAAGGCAUAAAGGUUAACAGUUCUCAGUGGUUGCACACAUUAAGUAGCUGAUUGGGACAAUGACUUUUACUGUGGACCUUCCUCCUCUAUACUGUGUUCCCCAAUAAAGGUAUACUUUGAGCUUCUGAAAA
Messenger RNA from Amphiprion ocellaris (clown anemonefish), 1026 nucleotides. It is a transcript of the gene mtres1, whose product is annotated as mitochondrial transcription rescue factor 1. The record is from RefSeq and is a predicted model, not a curated record. Bases 98 to 775 code for a protein of 225 amino acids. Lineage: Eukaryota; Metazoa; Chordata; Actinopteri; Pomacentridae. The transcript has 4 exons.